Drosophila miranda is the source of this 1207-nucleotide messenger RNA. RefSeq lists its product as uncharacterized. The transcript has a single exon. The coding region runs from base 84 to 1181 and encodes 365 amino acids. Lineage: Eukaryota; Metazoa; Arthropoda; Insecta; Diptera; Drosophilidae. The record is from RefSeq and is a predicted model, not a curated record. Gene Ontology annotation, cellular component: nucleus.
AGGGAUGAUAGUUAGGCCGAUAGUUCGCGUGCAUGCCGCUGUUUAUAUAAAAAAAUUAGUUUUAAAUUAAAUUGAUAUUUAAAAUGGCUUCCAGGAUGGUUCAACGCUGUCUGCACACAGCACAGAGCUGCCUGAGGGCUCGCGUACCCCGUCGUGCCAAUCCCGGCCUUGGCUAUCAGCUGCAACAGCUGCAGGAACACGAACGACCCACAGCGAGGACCGAAGCUAGCGAGGAUUAUGCCGAUCUGGAGUCGGAUUUCAUGGACGUACAGAAGACACAUCGACAGCAUGAGGCGCAACAGCAGGCGCAGCGCGAUCGUGUGCGUCAGCUUAUGAUCAAACACAAGUAUUUUCGCGAUGUAAAGCUGCCCAAUUUGCUGCUCCAUGCGGAAAAGGAGCAGAUACGUCUGCUGCACGAACGGCGACCGGAUGAGUGGACCAUCGAACGUCUGGCCGAGAGCUUUCCGGCCACCCCGGAGAUCGUCCAGAAGGUGUUGCGCGCCAAGUGGCGACCGAGGAAUGUGACCAGGAUUCGUGCCCAUGACGAGAGCGUCAUGAGAAACUGGCAGCAGCUGCGGCAGGGAAAAUGUGAGGUGGCCAUACCCUCGGCUUUUCUGCAGCACUUGGAGAAGUUCUCGGAGCGACGACAGCAGGACUUGAAGCAACUGAAGCCGGAGGAAUGGCCCACACGGCCAGCCCUCCCAGUGCCGCAGGGAAACGAGUUCCGGCAGCUUCUGGGAAGUGGAACUAAGACCAAAGAGGACCGUAACCCUCCCCAGCUACCUUCAGGCUAUGCUGCUCCACCCGCAGCAGCAGAAGAUGAAACCUAUUUGCUGGACAAAGUCCGCAAUAAGCGAAAGAUGCGUCUGCAGGAGCUCAAGGAGCUGCAGCUUGUUUCCGCCGUGGCAGAGGAGGCGCCUCCCCAACCACCGCCCAGCAAUCCCAGUGGCACGGGUUUCCUCUCUAGCUACGUGCAAAAGUUCGAGAGCAGCGAGAUCGUCAUCAGUGCAGCGGAUCAGCAACGCUACGAGAUGACAAAAGUCAAGGAUCGCAUUGUCAUACCACGAAAACUGCAUCGUGUGGGCGCCACGUACCGCGUGGAGGAUGCCUACUACCAUGAUGACGGAGAGCUGCUCUAUCGCGUCCCAGGCAUGAAGGGUGGCAUGAAGGGUGGUGUCUGAAUCUUUUAUUAAAAAAUAUAAAUUGU